Solea solea (common sole) is the source of this 2742-nucleotide messenger RNA. RefSeq names its product platelet endothelial aggregation receptor 1. The record is from RefSeq and is a predicted model, not a curated record. The transcript is spliced from 18 exons. Lineage: Eukaryota; Metazoa; Chordata; Actinopteri; Pleuronectiformes; Soleidae. Bases 1 to 2742 code for a protein of 913 amino acids.
AUGCACAUAGUUGAAGGAUCAGUUGAACUCUUGGUUUUUACUGUCUGGAGGGCAGCUCACAAAGACCCAUCUCCCAGUUCCUGUGCCCACAAGGAUAUUAUUGUGAAGAAGGCACUGCCACCCCUCAUGGGUCACCUUGUCCUGCUGGUACAGCAGGGGAACAACUGGGUCAGACAAGUAGGGCAGCCUGUAAGAGGUGUAGAGAAGGACGCUUUUGUCCUGCAGUCUACAUUUGGGUCCUCAAUUUUUGUAACGACCUGUGAGGGAAGCACACAGCAAAGCUCAUCAGGUCCUGGUUUGCCCUGUGCUCGCGGGAGAUAUUGCCCUGCCGGCACCUUGACGGAAGUGAUAUGUCCUCAAGGCACCUUCACCCCUCACCAAGGGGCAAUAAGUGUGAAAGAUUGUCUCAAAUGCCCCGCUGGUUUUUACUGUCCUGAGGGAAGGAGCGACCCUGUGCCGUGUCCACCAGGCUCCUUUAACCCUUUAGAGGGUCAGGAUGAGGUGGCUGAUUGCAGAGAGUGCUAUGCAGGGAAGGCCUGCACACAGGUAGCUCUUAAAGCCCCUGAUGUGGACUGCAUGCAAGGGUUUGUGUGUCCUCCUGGUUCCUCUAAACCCAAUGAGCCUACCAACGCCUGUCCACCAGGAACAGUGAGCAACCGCACUGACCUCACCGACCGCUCACAGUGUCAGCAGUGCCCGGCACGAUACGCUUGUCUACGAGGAACUGGUGGUAUCCAGAGACCUCCACUCUCCUGCUUUGCGGGGCAUUACUGUCCCCCUGGAACAAUGUUCCCCACACAGUACAAAUGUCCUGUGGGGACAUGGAACAGUCGUAGUGGACUGAAGGCUGAAAGCGAGUGUCGACCGUGCCCUCAGAGCUGGUACUGUUUGGCUGGGUCUGGAGCCCCGUCAGGUCGCUGCAGCUCUGGACACUACUGUCCUGAAGGGACCGCAUAUGGCACCCAGUUUCCUUGCCCUGCAGGCACCUACAGCCUGAGAAUGGGUAACAGACACAGAGAUGACUGUCUGAUUUGUCCUGAAGGCUCAUUUUGUCAGCAAGGCACCUCCAAACCUUCACCAUGCCCACCCUCCACAUUUCGCCGUCUGAAAGGUGGCCAGAUGUUGGAGGACUGCUCUACUUGCCCCGCCGGAUAUUUUUGUCCCCUCUCAGCCACUGUCAACCCCAGAGUGUGCGGAGCUGGCAGCUACUCUGAUGAGGGCUCUGUGGAGUGUUCUCCAUGCCUGCAGGGCCAUUACUGCAGUAAUGAGACCACGAGUGAGGAAGCCAUGCUAAGUGUCAUGGUGUGCCCCGCAGGCUUUCUCUGCUCUCAAGGUUUGGCUCGGGACCCCCAACGUUCAGCCACCCUCUGCCCUCGAGGUUUCUACUGCCCUGGAGGGGGCAUUGAUCCCAACCCCAUUCCAUGUCCCAAUGGUACCUAUAGUGAAUUUCCAGGUCUCCGUGACAUAAGCGAGUGUGUCCAGUGUCCUGAGGGGAAGUACUGUUACUCUGAGCAGCCUGAAGAGCAGUCUCUCAUCAGACCUACGGGAAUAUGUCCUGAUGGGCAUUAUUGCCCCACAGGGACUGGCGACCCUUAUACCCACCCAUGCCAGACAGGCCGAUACAGGAACAACACACUUGGUCACAGUGGAGAAUCAUGUGUUUUAUGUCCAUCCAGGUAUUACUGUGCCAUAUUGGGAACUGGCACACCUUUAGUCUGCCCUGAGGGUUUUUACUGUCCAGAGGGUAUUUCUGCUCCAGAACCUUGUCCCGAAGGAACCUUCAGCUACCGCUCUGCUCUCAGUGAUAGGUCUGAGUGCUCCUCUUGUGGCGGAGGCCAGUACUGCACCGGUGUGGGACUCACCGAGCCUUCUGGAAGCUGCCGAGAGGGCUUCUACUGUAGAGGGGGAGCCACGUCUGCUACCCCAGUUGAUGGUCCGACAGGAGGUUUAUGUCCAGCAGGAAGUUACUGCCCCCUGGCUUCUGCCACUCCCCGCCCUUGUCCCCCUGGCACCUUCAGCAACAGCACUGGCCUCAUUGGACCUGAGGAGUGUGUCAGCUGUCCACCAGGUUUCUAUUGUUUAGGUUACAACAACACCUCACCCUCAGGCCCCUGUUUUCCUGGUUAUUACUGUACUGGUGGCUCAGCUUCACCCAUUCAGCAUGAAGUAGACAAGGGUUAUUUUACCUUGGAGGGAGCAUUUAGAGCACACCCAUGUCCUCUCGGCACUUUUCAAAUGCAGCGAGGCGCACAAUCAUGUAUGGCGUGUCGGGGGGGCAGACUGUGUAACCAGACAGGCUUGUUCCAGGCACCGCUUUGUCCCACAGGACAUUACUGUCCUCCAGGGUCCUCGGUUGCUCACCCCUGUCCACCAGGUUCUUACUCUGACCAGCCUGGUGGUGAUGCUGUGCAGCACUGUCGGCCGUGCGAGGCUGGUUGGUUCUGCAGCAGAGUCGGUCUCUCUGCUCCUCAGGGUCUCUGUGAUCCAGGACACUACUGCACCUCUGGAGCCACCACUGCCUCUCCGGUGGCUGUGGCCUUUGGUGGCAUGUGUCCUGCAGGCUACGUUUGCCCACAAGGGACCAAACACCCACAGCAGCAACCGUGCCCUGCAGGAACCUGGAGCAACACAGUGGGAGCCGAAAACCUGUCCUCCUGUAUGCCGUGUCCUCCGGGACACUACUGCAGCAGUACAGGACUAAAUAAGCCCACAGGAAUCUGUGAUGCUGGUAUGUGUAUCUGA